Molecule: messenger RNA, 975 nt
Organism: Podospora pseudopauciseta
Lineage: Eukaryota; Fungi; Ascomycota; Sordariomycetes; Sordariales; Podosporaceae
Exons: 3
Coding region: 1-975 (324 amino acids)
Cellular component (GO): plasma membrane
Source: RefSeq, a predicted model, not a curated record
AUGCGCCACCUCCCCUACCUCUCCUACUACCUCUACCCCAUCCUCGCAGGCCUCAUCUGGCUAGCCACCCUCCUCGCCCUCCUCAUCCACUGGCUCGUCCCCCCCGUCUCCCGAGCGCACUACCCCUCCAUGGCAGCCUCCCAACAAAUAGCCUACAUCUCCGACGUCGGCGCCUCAACACUAAAGCCCCUCUUCAUCACCGGCUGCGUCCUCACCACUGUUUUCCUCGACAUCUCCUUCGCGGCAGAUUACUACCUCCGCCACAAAGGCCGGUUGGUCCCCAACCAAACCCGGACGGAGACAGUCCUCGCCUUUCUCACCAUCGGGUUCGCAAUCAUUGGAACUGUCGGGUUGAUUUUGCUCUCGGUGUUCGACACGGCGAGGUACCCGAAGCUGCACAAUAUUUUUUUGCUGCUGUUUAUUGGGGGGUAUGUGCUGUCGGCGAUUUUUAUUUGUUGGGAGUAUCAGCGGUUAGGUCAACACUAUAAACACCACCACCACCUCUCCACAUCCUUCUGGAUCAAACUAACAUUUGUCAUUCUGGAAAUCUUGCUAGCGAUCGCUUUUGUGUCAUGCACAUUCACCCAGCACUACAACGCCGGCGCGGUGUUGGAGUGGGUUAUUGCUUUUAUCUUUUCGGCGUACGUGUUUAGCUUUGUGGUUGAUCUCUGGCCUGCGAUCAAGACGCAGCCAAAUUUGAAUUUGCACAACCCAAGAGAAAAAGGGAUGGGGUUUGAGGGGAAUGGGGGGCAGGUGGUGAAUGGGAAUGGGUAUGGGAAUGGGGAUGGGAAUGGGACGGGGGACAUGAGGUAUGUCGGGGCGAGCGAGAUGGAGGAGGGCGGGGGGGAGAGUAGCGGGAGUCAUUUGCCCAUUCAGGGGUAUGGGAAUGCAGUGGGCGGUGGGCCGGUGAUGGGGUUGACGGAUCACAGUAGCAGGCCGGUGACGAGGGAGAGGGGGUUGGCCGGUAACUUCUAA